This is a messenger RNA of Echinostoma caproni, 201 nucleotides long. Lineage: Eukaryota; Metazoa; Platyhelminthes; Trematoda; Plagiorchiida; Echinostomatidae. The record is from the annotation of a GenBank genome assembly.
AUGGCACAUCGGUGUUACAUAGAUGACGCGAUAAUCAUAACUUACAUCGCGGCUGAGACGGAACGUCUAGUGAGCUCUUCGAAAAAAACCUUUGUCGAAAUCUACGGUUUACAUCAUAAAGACCAAAUCGGACAACCAACUACCAUUCUUCGACAUGCGGUGUUACGGUUCGAGUUCCCGAGAUAUGUGGCGAAGGCAUAG